This is a messenger RNA of Rasamsonia emersonii CBS 393.64, 705 nucleotides long. Its product is annotated as C6 transcription factor. Lineage: Eukaryota; Fungi; Ascomycota; Eurotiomycetes; Eurotiales; Trichocomaceae. The transcript is spliced from 2 exons. Bases 1 to 705 code for a protein of 234 amino acids. The record is from RefSeq and is a predicted model, not a curated record.
AUGCUUGUAUCUUUCGCGAUAGGAAAGCGACACAGGCAAAAGUCUAUUCCAGAGGGCGCACCGCUUGAAGAAUCGGCCAAUGGCCACCCUGCGACCCACGCGAUCUUGAGUCGGUUGGGUCUGAUCAAGCAUGCAGAAGAGGCGAUCCAUGAUCCUCAAGAGAUCCUCGCGGAAAUCAGCGAGUAUUUGAAAUCGGUCCUGACAGCAGCCGACUGCAUGGAGUCCACCGAAUCCACUGAACCCAGCGAACCCACCCUGUCCGGCGAUCCGUCUCCAGAGCCGGGAACGCCGCGAGACACUUUGGAACAACAGUUGGUCUCACCAACGUCCGAGAACCACAGCAUGUGGGAUCUGCAGGCCAUUCCACAAUCGUUAACUGGUUCUUUUCCCAUGUACGACUGCUUGGAGGUCAUGCCAUCGCAACAGCCAAGCAUCUCGCAAUCGAUGACCGGGAUCUCGUAUCAGGAACCGGUCCUGCCUUCGCAUAUUGUCGAGAACAACGAACCCUGCAACUCAAGAUACAGUUUCGGUGACAUCCCUUGUCAGAGAAACGACCAUUCAGCAGCUUUUUCAUGGCCUGUCCCAUAUCAUGAUGCCGCCAACUUGCUUCCUAACAAUGAUUAUCGGAUUCCAGUCCAGGAGCAACAAGCUUGCCCGACCUCACACUUGUUCCACAGCUCUGACGCAACUAAUCCCAACAGAUAA